UUUUGUUGUUGUUUUUCCGUGUUUUUUUUAGGUUAUCUUGAAAAAAAUUAAAAAUUAUUGUAAAAAAUAUAGUGAAAGCUAAAAGUUAUCACUAGAAAGGGAUUUGAAAUGAUAAAUGUUGUGGUCUUCUCCACAAUUUGCUCCCUUGUUCUCACAAUUCUCCUUGGAAUUGAUGAAAUCGAGAGCGCCCAGAUUACCACAAAGGACAGAGAUUCCAUCUCCAUCAAUCACAACACCUACAACCCAUUGGGGCCCCUCGUGAAGUGUUCCUUCCUGCCCAGCGACUUUAUUGACUGCGAAGCCCCACAGCUGCGGGGCAACAACACGUAUGGGUGCAGUAAAUUCGGUGGGGUGUACUUUGAAGAUGUGGAGAAGACUUCCGUGAGGUGUACGGUGCUUCCGGAGAUUGAAUGCUACGGCGAGAGGACGUUCAUGCGUGAUGGGGUGCCGUGCAUCAAGUACACCGAUCACUACUUUGUCACGACGCUCAUCUACAGCCUCCUGCUGGGCUUCCUGGGCAUGGAUCGCUUCUGUCUGGGUCAAACGGGAACAGCUGUGGGGAAGCUCCUUACUCUCGGUGGCCUCGGUAUUUGGUGGAUUGUCGACAUUAUCCUCUUGGUGACCAACAACCUCCUGCCGGAAGAUGGAAGCAACUGGGUUCCGCAUGUAUAAAAAUCAACAAUUUUUGUAUAUGAAGAUUUAUUCCUUUUUCUUUUUAUUUAAUUUCUGCUAAUUGCUUGAACUUUUUAAGAAAAUAUUCCGAGAUUUUGCACAUUUUUGUUGUAUCUGCUGCACUUUCUUUUUUAGAAAAGGAAAAUUCUAAAUUACAAGCUAAUUUUCUACUUGAAACAGUAAACUCUUCUUUUUUUACAGUGAAACAGUGUGUAAAAUAUUUACAAUUUUGUCUGGAUCUGUUAAAAUUUCUUUAAAAUACGUUUUACACAUCAAAUCUUUGUACUCUAUCGCAUAUUCGUUAUGUGGAUAAAAUGAUGAUUUUCUUUUCAUCUCUGCAAUCAAAGAGAAAUUUUUUUGUAAAUAUAAAACAUUUAGAGAUAUUAGGAAGAACUGUACAGAAAGUAUUUAUUAAAAUUUAAAUAAUGUAGACUGUUAA
This is a messenger RNA of Lutzomyia longipalpis, 1111 nucleotides long. RefSeq names its product TM2 domain-containing protein CG11103 (gene amrt). Bases 109 to 672 code for a protein of 187 amino acids. Lineage: Eukaryota; Metazoa; Arthropoda; Insecta; Diptera; Psychodidae. The transcript has a single exon. The record is from RefSeq and is a predicted model, not a curated record.